AUGACUGCCUUAAUUUACUUCGUCGCUUUUGUAUUACUCGGGCAAGUUGGGGCGGAGUUGGUCGAGCUAAACUGCAGUGAUAAUGCAACGUGUAUAGAAAAUCUAGAAAGGAAUUUGUAUACAAGUAUAAAGCAGCACAAGACUGUAAGAUUGUUCGAUGUCCUUACGAUAGAGCCGUUAAGAACAAGACACGCGAGAUCAAACCAGAGCCCUCUGACGCGAUUUCUCACAAGUCACGCUAUUAGCUUCGACUGGAACGACUUUACGUUCAGAUUUUCGAAUGCCGAAGAUAAGAACGAUUCGUUAGAUUUGGAGGUUUUUGAAAAUAGGUCAAGUAAUGAUGAAACAGAGACUGUACGAAUGAAAUCUGUUGUUAAAACGGAUGACGAGAGUGAAGACAAGCUAAAAAAGAUACGCAACAAGAAGAAGAAGAAAGUACAGAAAAAAAAGAUACUUCAGGCGGUAAUUCCCAUUUUGUUUGGUAUGAAGUCCACAGGCGUAAUUAUGUUUGCUCUGGCAAUAGUGACAGCUAUCACUAUUAAGGCAUUCUUCGCAAGCAAGCUGGCGCUUCUUGUAACUGUAGGCAUGGCUAUAAAGAAAUUAUACGAAAGUUACAGUAAUGGCGUCGGUUUACAAAAUAACCCAUAUCUAUACUCGCAAUAUCCGAUUGAUUUUCCGGGCGCAUCAUCGCAAGCGUACUCCGUUAACGGAGCCAAUACGCAAUUUGCGUCCCCAGAGUUGUAUAACCCUACGGGUCUGGGAUCGCAACAGUACACGCAUGAAAUUUUGCAUCAAAAUGAUGUCACUGCACAGCAGUCACAGCAAGCGCCAACCUUGCUGCUGAACUCAACUAGGUCCGCUUCAGAGAGAUGGGAUGGGUACCGGCAACGUCCAAUGUUUUAUGGAACCUCGCGCGCUACUUCAGAAUCCUAUUCGGUCUACCAGAAAUCCCGCCGCUAA
This is a messenger RNA of Parnassius mnemosyne (clouded apollo), 960 nucleotides long. The record is from the annotation of a GenBank genome assembly. Lineage: Eukaryota; Metazoa; Arthropoda; Insecta; Lepidoptera; Papilionidae.